UAUCAAAACCACACACACAAAUUCACUGAUUCUUCUCUUCUCCAUCUCCAGUGAAGAAAUUUAACUAUAACGAAACACAAUGCCUUCUUCUUCAACUUGUGUUGUCUCCAAAUGCACCAUAUACCCAGAUCAAAAAUCAAGAAUCAAAACAUUAAGGCUUUCUGUUUCUGAUCUUCCUAUGCUCUCUUGUCAAUACAUACAGAAAGGCGUUCUUCUCUCAAAUCCUCCUUAUUCGUUUACCCAACUCAUUUCUUUACUCAAACAAUCUCUCUCCACCACUCUUUCUCACUUCCCUGCUAUGGCCGGCCGUCUCAUUACUAACUCUGAAGGCCAUGUCAGCAUCAUCUGUAACGACGCGGGAAUCGACUUCAUUGAAGCGAAAGCUACUUUUUUGAAUACUCAUAAUCUUCUGUCCCCGCUCGAUGUCCCUGAUUGUUUUAAAGAGUUCUUUACUUAUGACAGAACACUCAGUUACGCCGGCCACAACAAGCCGUUAGCCGCCGUUCAAGUAACCGAGCUGGCUGACGGUGUUUUCAUUGGCUGUACCGUUAAUCAUGCCGUUACUGACGGCACUUCGUUCUGGCAUUUCUUUAAUACAUUUGCUGAAAUUUGCAAAGGAGUGAAAAAAAUCUCGAAAUCUCCAGACCUUUCUCGUGACACCGUGUUUGACUCACCGGCCGUGCUGAAAUUCCCCGCCGGUGGCCCCAAAGUUACUUUCUCCGGCAACGAGCCGUUGCGGGAAAGGAUUUUUAAUUUCAGCAGAGAAGCUAUUUUGAAAAUGAAAUUCAGAGCCAAUAACGGAAUUUUGAAAAAUAAACCGGCAAAUUCCGAGAUUAUGGGGAAGCAAAGUAACGACAGUUGGAUAACCGUUAACGGAGAGAUAACGUCCGCUCUGGAGAGUUUAUUAAAAAACAAUUCAAACCGUACGGCGGAGAUUUCCUCGUUUCAGUCAUUAUGCGCGCAGCUGUGGAGGUCCGUGACACGCGUGAGGAAACUGGCGCCAAGUAAGACGACAACGUUCCGCAUGGCUGUGAACUGUCGACACAGGCUGGAGCCGAGACUGGACCCACACUACUUUGGCAACGCGAUACAGAGCAUCCCGACCUUUGCUCCAGCCGGGGAGCUCUUGUCACGUGACUUGUCGUGGGGAGCCGAUAUGCUACACAAGAACGUGAUAGCUCACGACGACGCUACGGUGCGGCGAGGUGUAGCGGAUUGGGAGAGGAACCCGAGACUGUUCCCGCUAGGGAACUUCGACGGUGCAUCAAUCACGAUGGGGAGCUCACCGAGAUUCCCGAUGUAUAAUAAUGAUUUUGGGUGGGGCCGACCUUUGGCGGUUAGGAGUGGUAGGGCCAACAAAUUCGAUGGGAAGAUCUCGGCGUUUCCUGGAAGAGAAGGAAACGGGAGCGUUGAUCUUGAGGUUGUGUUGGCGCCUGAAACUAUGUUGGGGCUUGAGAAUGAUUUGGAAUUCAUGCAGUAUGUUUCAUAAUGGGAUUUCUAUAAUAUUCUGAAAGCAAAUAUCAAGCCUUGAGCUUGAGUCUUUCUUUGUGUGUAAUCUAUCUGCUAUGAUUUUAAAUUAAAAGUUUGAUAUUUUUCAAAA
Molecule: messenger RNA, 1600 nt
Organism: Pistacia vera
Lineage: Eukaryota; Viridiplantae; Streptophyta; Magnoliopsida; Sapindales; Anacardiaceae
Product: BAHD acyltransferase DCR
Exons: 1
Coding region: 80-1489 (469 amino acids)
Source: RefSeq, a predicted model, not a curated record